Messenger RNA from Dioszegia hungarica, 4848 nucleotides. RefSeq lists its product as uncharacterized. Lineage: Eukaryota; Fungi; Basidiomycota; Tremellomycetes; Tremellales; Bulleribasidiaceae. Gene Ontology annotation, biological process: phospholipid translocation. Bases 1 to 4848 code for a protein of 1615 amino acids. The transcript is spliced from 6 exons. Gene Ontology annotation, molecular function: magnesium ion binding; ATPase-coupled intramembrane lipid carrier activity; ATP hydrolysis activity. The record is from RefSeq and is a predicted model, not a curated record. Gene Ontology annotation, cellular component: plasma membrane.
AUGGAGUCAAUCUCUCCCCUCCACGCCGCUUCUGGUUCGGGCAGUAACAGCAAUGCCAACGCCUCCUCCUCACGACCUUUUCGGCGGCACGACGACUAUCUCGACAUUGACGAGGAGGAGGAUAUGUUUGAUCCGUCCGGUAUCGACCCCGCUCUGCGUCUGCGGACGACGCGGACGGCGCACUCUGUGCUGGCCGAGUCCAUCAUGAUCGAGUCGGCGCAGGAACGGCGGAAAAGGCGGAGAAAGGAAUUGAUCUCGACAAUCAAGCGCAAGGCGACGAUGAGUGGAAGGGGGACGGGUCGAGCGCCGAGUCUGAUAGGGUCUAUCAGUGGGCGAACGCGGGCGUCCACCAUCGGGGAUGGGGAUAGAAGCGUCGCGAGUGCGGAUUUCGGCUCAAGAAGCCAAACCCAGGAGGCGCCUGAAGCUCCACCUACCGUCAAACCACCGACCAAAUCCCUUAGCCAGCGCUUCCACGAUAUCCUCAAUAACAAAUCUACCCAGCCUGCCCCUCGGCGCAUGAUCUACGUCAACCUCCCUCUCCCGUCGAAUCUCCUCCACAAGGGCGAGCCUAUCGUCCGGUACGUCCGCAACAAGGUCCGGACCGCCAAAUACACCAUUAUCACCUUCCUCCCUCGUAACCUCUUUGAGCAGUUCAGGAGAAUCGCCAAUGUCUACUUCUUGGGACUGGUCAUCCUCCAGCUGUUCCCGGUCUUCGGUGCGCCAAACGGGCAGAUCGGAAUGCUCCCCCUGAUAGCUAUCCUCGGGAUGACAGCCAUCAAGGACGCCAUAGAAGAUUGGCGCCGGGCACAGCAGGACGACGAGGUCAACAAUUCGGCGACGACCAAACUCGGCGGAUGGCGGAAUGUCAACCAACCGCGGGACUCGCGCUCCUUCUUUGAGCGGACCCUCGGGAUGGGUCAAGACCCAGGCCGGCCAUCACGGGGAGUUCGUAAACUACGGGACGCAGAAGCGGCGGUCGGGAAGCAGAUCGUCAUGGCGGCCCAGAAGGAUGAUGAGCUGGAAGAGGUGGAAGGCGUGCCGGUGUCAUACGGAAGUGAAUCUUCCCAUGACUUUAUGCGGCGAGCACCCAGCUCGGCAAGUGUCCUUUCUAAACGCAGUAUAGGCGUUGUCGACUGGUCCGCUCCCGCACCCGGUACCGCCAAUUGGGAACGCACCUUAUGGUACGUCCUCUUUUGGAUCUCGCUGACAAGCAGGAAAAAGCUCGAAGUAGGCGAUCUCGUCCUUCUCCAAGAGAACGAACAAGUCCCAGCCGACAUCAUCGUCCUCUCCACCUCCAACGCCGAAAAGAAUUGCUUUGUCGAAACCAAAAACCUCGACGGCGAGACCAAUCUCAAAGUCCGGCGCGCUCUCAAAGCGACGAGCAAUAUCGCUUCCGAGGAGGAUAUCGAGCACGCCCGGUUCGUUCUCGAUUCGGAACCGCCACAUGCGAACCUGUACAGCUAUAACGGCGUCUUGCGGUAUUCGCUCGGGGGGGACAAAGGGGCGGAGAUGAAGCAGGAGGCGGUGACGAUUAAUGAGCUGUUGCUGAGGGGGUGUUCGUUGAGGAAUACGAAAUGGGUGAUUGGGCUGGUGGUGUUUACGGGUGGGGAUACCAAGAUUAUGAUCAAUGGAGGUGAUACCCCGUCGAAGCGGAGUAAGAUUGAGAAGGAAACAAACGCCUACAAUCAAAGUCUGCCAAACACCAGUGCCGAAUCGUACGAGCCAGGAGCGCAGGAUACCGAUAAUAUCGUCCUGGGUGGUGUUAUCAUUUUUUUCUCCUGCCUUAUCGUCUUCCAGAACAUCGUACCAAUAUCGCUUUACAUCACCAUCGAGAUUGUCAAGACUAUCCAAGCCUACUUCAUCUUUCAAGACGUCGAAAUGUACUAUGACGUCUACGACACCCCCUGCGUCCCCAAAACCUGGAACAUCUCGGACGACCUCGGUCAGAUCGAAUAUGUCUUUUCCGACAAGACCGGUACCCUCACGCAAAACAUCAUGGAGUUCAAAAAGUGCUCUAUCCAGGGCAUCUCCUUUGGCGAGGGGAUGACGGAGGCGAUGAUGGGCGCGGCCAAGCGGGACGGGCAGGACACAUCCACUGCGAUGGAGGACCAGGCGGACCAGCUCGAGGAUCUCAAACAAAAGAUGAUCGAGACGAUGAAGCCGGCCAUUCCCAAUCGCUACCUCCGGGAAGAUAUGUUGACGCUCAUCUCGCCCGACAUGGCUUCCCGGAUGGCCAACCCCUCGGACUCGCUCCGUCCCCACAUUGUCGACUUUUUCCGGGCUCUCGCAGUCUGCCAUACCGUCCUCUCGGACAAGCCGGACGAAAAGAACCCAUACAUUGUCGAUUACAAGGCGGAAAGCCCCGACGAGGCGGCCCUGGUCGCGGCGGCUCGGGAUGUCGGAUUCCCCUUCGUCAACCGCAGCAACGACCGGAUCGAUAUCGAGGUGCUCGGCAAGGCGGAGCGCUGGGUACCUCUUCGCGUACUAGAGUUCAACUCUACACGGAAACGGAUGAGCGUCAUCGCCCGCUCUCCGGACGGACAGAUCGUCCUCUUUUGCAAAGGAGCCGAUAGUGUCAUUUACGAGCGGCUCGACAAGCACCACGACGAAGAGGUCAAGCAAAAGACGCUCAAGGACCUGGAGACCUUUGCAAAUGGCGGUUUGAGGACGCUUUGCAUUGCCUACCGCAACCUCGGGGAGGAGGAGUUCCGGGACUGGGCCAAGGCGUACGAUGCGGCCUCGGCGGCGGUCAAGGAUCGGGAAGAGGCCAUUGAGCGGUCUUGCGAAAAGAUUGAGCACUCGUUGACUAUUCUCGGAGCGACGGCGCUCGAGGACAAGUUGCAGGAAGGGGUCCCGGACGCGAUUGCCACGCUGCACGAAGCGGGCAUCAAGCUCUGGAUCCUUACCGGUGACAAACUCCAAACGGCCAUUGAAAUCGGAUACUCGUGCAACCUCCUCACGAGCGACAUGGAGGUCAUGAUCAUUUCAACGGAUACGGCGGAUGGCGCGCGCGCACAAAUCGAAGCGGGUCUCAACAAGAUCGCGUCGGUCCUCGGUCCACCUCCCGUUCGGAAGAAGGGCGCGCCCCCACCCCAGAUCAAGCGCAACAGCACCCAAUUCGCCGUCGUCAUUGACGGCGAGUCAUUACGGUACGCCCUCGGCGCAGAGCUCAAGGGCCUCUUCUUGAGUCUGUCGACGCAAUGCACGGCGGUCAUUUGCUGUCGGGUCUCGCCCUCGCAAAAGGCUUUGACGGUGCGGCUGGUCAAGGAGGGAUGUGACGCAAUGACGCUGGCGAUUGGGGAUGGCGCGAACGAUGUGGCCAUGAUCCAAGAGGCGAAUAUCGGGGUGGGGCUGUUUGGUCUGGAAGGAUCGCAAGCGGCCAUGUCGGCGGACUACGCGUUUGGGCAGUUCAGAUUCCUCACCAGGCUGCUGUUGGUGCAUGGGAGGUGGUCAUACGUCCGAGUCGCGGAUAUGCACGCCAACUUUUUCUACAAGAAUGUCAUCUGGACCAUCUCCAUGUUUUGGUUCCUCAUUUUCAACAGCUUUGACGCUACCUACCUCUUCGAGUACACCCUCCUGCUCUUCUUCAACCUCUUCUUCACCUCCCUCCCCGUCGCCGUCAUGGGUAUCUUUGAGCAGGAUACCAACGCCGCCGCCUCCAUGGCCUUCCCGCAGCUUUACAAGCCGGGGAUUGUCGGGUCGGCAUACACCCGAACCCGGUUCUGGCUGUACAUGCUGGACGGGCUGUAUCAAUCCGCUGCGGUCUUCUUCAUCCCCUACGCGGCGUACGGAGCGGGCAUCACCUGGUCGUCCAACGGUCUCGACACCAACUCGCUAUAUGACCUUGGGUCGACCGUCGCUUUUGCGGCGGUAUUGUCCGCUAACGGGUACGUCGCCAUCAAUAGUCGUUACUGGACCAUCAUCACCUGGGUCGUCUACGUCGUUUCGACCCUCCUCAUCUACAUCUGGCUUCCCAUCUACUCGGCCAUCGCGGCACCGCCAUUCAAAGGCACCGUCAGCGUCAUCUUCCCCACCUUUACAUUCUGGGUCACGACCAUCCUCACCCUCUUUGUCUGUAUCGGACCACGGUGGCUCGUCCGGUCCUUCCGGCAGUCAUACUUCCCGGACGAUAAGGAUAUCGUGCGGGAAGCCUGGAUCGCGGGAGAUCUCAAGGAUCAGCUGGGACUGGCGCACCGGCGGAACAAGCAGAGAAAGAGAGGGAAGGGCAAGGACAUUACACCACAAGAGUCGCCAGACCUGGGCAAGCCCGUCACAGCGACGGAACGCUUUGCAGACGAUGAGCGGGGAUUUUACCGCGCCACAGACCUCAGCAGUCCGCGUCGCCCCCGGUCACUCGUCUCGCAGGACAGCCGGGAUCCUUUCGCCUACCCUCCCAGCCCCCUCAUCCGGCAUACCCUCUCCCCACCGCUUCUCGGCCCCGGAUCGUCAGGGAUGCAAACCCCACCUCUCACGCUCUCCCGGAAUGACCCCCUCCACUCCCCUCCAUCCUCCGCCACGGCCCAGGCAUUCCAAAUGGCCCAAGCGGAGAUCAACCGCAUGUCCCGCUCGUCGGCAGAUCUGGACCGAGCAGCCAAUUCUCCUCCGCUCAGCGCGGGCAGGCCAGGCCCCAUCCGCCGCGGCUCGUCUCGGAAACAGACACCCACCAAGGCGAACCUGUCCAUCCCGGAGCAGCGGCGGUAUGACGAUACGCAAUCCCCCACGCGAGCGAGUUUUGAAAUGCUAGAUAAUGUAGACUUUUCGUCGCCGACGAGAAGAGCAAGAGCGGGAGAAGUGGCGGGCAGGGGAUCUAUAGAUGGGACGUCAAGGGAUGGCGGAUUUGCAUUGUAG